Molecule: messenger RNA, 2439 nt
Organism: Acanthaster planci (crown-of-thorns starfish)
Lineage: Eukaryota; Metazoa; Echinodermata; Asteroidea; Valvatida; Acanthasteridae
Biological process (GO): protein phosphorylation
Molecular function (GO): ATP binding; protein kinase activity
Source: RefSeq, a predicted model, not a curated record
UAUCAAAAAGAGUGCUGUCUGUGAUGUACUGUAAAUAACGUAGAACAAGUAGAUACCUUUAACGUGCGUGCUUUUUGCGUUAAAAAAGACGACGUUAGCCCAAGGUUGGCCAGGCUAGGUUAUUACUUCUUCAUGCUUUUGCAUAUCUGACACUGGUACAGCGUUUCUGUUUUCAUUGUCAGCGAGUGUGGCGGCGUCCAUGUACAUGUAUGGUUUGCGGGUUGAUGAGGCCUAUCAGAGAAACUUGACGUGAAAAGCUAAACUCCAGAGGCCGGACCGUGGAACAGUGAAUGAUCGGAGUCCUGAUUCAGACAGGGGGACGCAUCCAAGAUGGGACGUGGCUACACGGCCGACACAAGUGAGAGUCCCCUCGGCCGAGAUGGGGGGACUGUUCCGUGUCAGGUGUCAGACAUUGGCGGCGCAAGUCAGAAACUGGGUGGUCCACAUGCUGAACACCACUCGCCCCUUUUCAAGGUCAAGACUCUUAAGGAUUAUCUCAAUGCACUCCAACAGAAGUCCAUCUGUGGGUGCAAGAAAUGUGUGCACAAAAUAGUGUUUUGGCCCAGCGGGGAUUGCGUUUGGGAUCACCAUACCUCAAAAAGGGAAAGGAAGGCAUUCCUAGACACUGUCUACAGAGGCCUGAACAACCAAAAUUGUACACGUGUUGAGGAGGCCGAUACAUGCAAAAGGGAAGAUGAGAUCCGUAUGCAGAAUCUGCCAAAAUGUGGAGACGAUCGCAGAGGUGCUUCAGAGAAGGCAGCAGGCGUGGACCAAGUGGAAGAGGAGAAGUUGAAGCUGGAGCGUGGAGAAAAAGGGGAUGCCACCCAAGAGACUAGGCAAGAGAAGGGGCCAAACGACUCAGAGACGGUAAAGUUGAACAAUGCUGGUCUCGAAGAAAACAAAAUAGCUGAUGCUGCCGAGGACGGGGAGCGUUCAGGUGAGGACGAAGAUGCCGUCAGGUGGAAAGAAGAUCCCAAAGAGAAGGGCAUGAAGGACCUGAGGCCAGAGAAAACUGUGAAGGAGUCCGGUGAUGCGGAGUUUCACACGGGAAUGCAGGAAUCAGCUGACAAGGAGGGGGAAAAUGAGGCAGAGGAAGCAGGAGACGGCGUGCCAGAUGAGAACGACGUUGGGGAGAGGGAGGCUAGUUUGAAGGCACGAGGUCCGGGAAGUGGCAAGGCUGGCCAUCUGGACUUUGAGAGCGUAGGGGCAGAGCCAGAAGAUUAUAACGGAGUGAUCGAAGAGGAGCCAGAAACCGAUGCUGCAGAUGGAGAGGUCUCACAAUUGGACAGUAAUCCCGCGGCUGGCAGACAAGGAGGCGAAAAUGAGGCAGCAGACUUAAACGAGUCAUCUCUGAGAGAGGCUUGUGAUGUUCAGAGCCAGUCGUUCAAGCCAAGGAGAGUCACUGGUGAAAAGGGUGAAGUUGAGACCAGUGCACCGCCAAACCAAAACAUCGGCGGACAAGGAAAAGCUGCAGAGACGGGACAGGUUGUCAACUACACUGGUUGUGCUUUGAGGAUGACCGGGGGAAAUGGUGAUAAGGACGAUGAUGACGAUAAGAAAAAGCCCCGCCCAUCUGACCCGCUUAAGACCAGACUGGAUUGCGACCGCCCGGCACGAAAAAAAGGACGGAAGGGAAAGAAGGAAUCUCGGUCCCCAUCAGCAGAGGAAGUCAAGUGGGAGGCAACUGGAGCAAAGCCCAAGAAGGUGCCACGAGGGCCAAAGAUUGUUUCUGGUCCGGAGUUGCUACGCCAGCAGGAGCUGGAAAAGAAGAUGCGAGGCCUGGACCUUUGCAGCAGAAGGGACGAGCACAAAGAGGGACCAGCGGGAGAUGCUGGGCGUGCGAGGCACCAGGCUCUCACGGCCCACCUGUCCCUCACCUCGUCUCCAGGCAGGUCGGCACUGCCCCAUAAUUCGCACAACCAGCAGGCCGUCAGGAGAUUGUACUUGGACAACGGGGCCCAGGCAAAGCACGGGGUGGUCCUCAAGGGCAUCCUGUGUGGGCCACCCCGGGCAGCACGCCCGGCCUCCCGAAUGGAGGUCGGCCAAGGAGCUGAGGCUUCUCCCUUGGCUGAGGCUCCAGUACCCCGGGGGACAGCAGCAGGGGAUGGUCCACCACCCGCCGGUGUCCCUCCAGAAGUGGAAAUUCCACCAGGGGUCAGUCACGGAGAGCCACGGAGCUUGAUUGUCUUGGCCGAACGAUUUGGACAGCUGAAGCUCACAGAUGCAGCCGAGUUGCAAGGACAACAUGAAGGCGUACUUCUUGACCGGGAGUUGAAGCCAAUGAAUCAUCAGUACCUGGAGGGAGACCAGUACAUCAAGCUCCUCUUCCUGGGGCGCGGAUCUUUUGGGGACGUGUACCUGGUACAGGAUACAGCCUCCGACAAGAAGGUGGUCGUCAAACGAGAGCUCAACACUGCUGCAAGUGUUGCCCAUGCUUGA